This is a messenger RNA of Microthlaspi erraticum, 993 nucleotides long. The record is from the annotation of a GenBank genome assembly. NCBI's taxonomy places the organism in Eukaryota, Viridiplantae, Streptophyta, Magnoliopsida, Brassicales, Brassicaceae.
AUGGGAAAUACAAAUUCGAUGUGUGAGUGUAAAAGGUUUUCCAACUACAAGAAACCUCCGAUAGGUUUAGUUAGGAACAACUCAUCUCACGAUGGUAUUAAAACAAUUGAAGCUGUUAAGAGUUGUAGCCUUUCGAGAAAAUCAGAUAUUUGCAUCCGUAUCAUCACAUGGAACAUGAACGGAAAGGUUUCGUAUGAGGAUUUGGCUGAGCUUCUUGGCAAAGACAGGAAAUUCGAUUUGCUUGUCGUUGGCUUGCAAGAAGCACCAAAAACCAAUGUUGCUCAAUUUCUACAAACAGCUUCAUCUCCAACUCACGUGCUUCUUGGGAAGGCGAAAUUGCAAUCAAUACAGCUGUAUUUGUUUGGACCAAAGAAUUCACAAACAUUACUAAAAGAAAUAAAGGCGGACAGACAUUCCGUUGGAGGAUUAGGAGGUUUAAUUGGAAGAAAGAAAGGAGCUGUUGCUAUUCGUAUUGACUACGAUGACAUCAAAAUGGUUUUCAUCACUUGUCAUCUCGCUGCUCACGGAAGUAAAGUAGAUCAAAGAAAUGAAGAGUUGAGACACAUAUCAAAUUCACUAUUAUCAAAAGACAAAAGGACACGUGACCUCACUGUCUGGCUUGGAGAUCUCAAUUACAGGAUCCAAGAUGCCUCCAAUCGUCCUGUUCGAUCCCUUAUUCAUAACCAUCUUCAAUCUGUUCUUGUGAGUAAAGAUCAGCUCUUGCAAGAAGCUGAGAGAGGCGAAAUAUUCGAAGGUUACUCCGAAGGAACUCUAGGGUUUAAACCGACUUACAAAUACAAUGUGGGAAGCAGCAACUACGAUACAAGCCAAAAGGGAAGGAUUCCAGCUUGGACAGAUAGGAUCUUGUACAAGAUCCAAGAUACUAACAAUAUUCAAGCAGUUCUUCAUUCUUAUGAUUCAGUAGACCAAGUCAAUGGUUCCGAUCAUAAGCCCGUGAAAGCGGAUCUUUGCUUGAAGUGGAUCUACAAUUAG